This is a messenger RNA of Vicia faba (fava bean), 1638 nucleotides long. The record is from the annotation of a GenBank genome assembly. Lineage: Eukaryota; Viridiplantae; Streptophyta; Magnoliopsida; Fabales; Fabaceae.
AUGGUUACACUCACCCCUCAAACCCUUCUCCGCCCCUACCUCUAUUCUCCAUCCCCUUUCCAUUCCCCCAAUUCUAAAUCCAAAUUCCUUCGCAGUCACCGGAACCCUAUUCUCCGUUGUUCCAUAGCCGAGGAUUCCAAAUCCACCGCAUCUCCGACCAAAUCGGACUCCCGAGCCCGAGACCUCUCCCCCGUAGACUGCGUAGUCGUUGGCGGUGGCAUCAGCGGCCUCUGCAUCGCUCAGGCUCUUUCUACCAAACACGCUGAUGGUGUCUCCAAUGUUGUUGUCACCGAGGCUCGAGGUAGAGUUGGUGGCAAUAUUAUCACUAUUGAGCGAGAUGGUUAUCUGUGGGAAGAAGGUCCUAACAGUUUUCAACCUUCUGAUCCUAUGCUCACCAUGGUGGUUGACAGUGGUUUGAAGGAUGAGCUUGUUCUAGGUGAUCCUGAUGCACCUAGGUUUGUGUUGUGGAAUGGGAAAUUGAGGCCGGUACCAGGAAAGCCAGCUGAUUUGCCUUUCUUUGAUUUAAUGAGCAUUGGUGGCAAGCUCAGGGCUGGAUUUGGAGCACUUGGAAUUCGCCCUCCUCCUCCAGGUUAUGAGGAAUCUGUUGAAGAAUUUGUGCGUCGUAAUCUUGGCGAUGAGGUUUUUGAACGCUUGAUAGAGCCUUUUUGUUCAGGUGUCUAUGCUGGUGAUCCUUCAAAGUUAAGUAUGAAAGCAGCAUUCGGGAAAGUGUGGAGGCUGGAACAAAAUGGUGGUAGCAUUAUUGGUGGCUCCUUCAAAGCAAUACAAGAGAGAAAUGGAACUUCAAAACCACCCCGUGAUCCGCGUCUUCCAAAACCAAAAGGUCAAACUGUUGGAUCAUUCCGAAAGGGACUUGCGAUGUUGCCAGAAGCAAUUUCUGCUAGGUUAGGUAACAAGGUGAAGUUAUCUUGGAAGCUUUUAAGUAUUAGUAAACUGGAUGGUGGAGAGUACAGUUUGACAUAUGAAACCCCAGAAGGAGUCGUUUCCUUGCAGAGCAAGGCUGUUGUCAUGACCAUUCCAUCCCAUGUUGCUAGUCCAUUGCUGCGUCCCCUGUCUUCCACUGCUGCAGAUGCACUUUCAAAGUUUUAUUACCCUCCAGUAGCUGCAGUUUCCAUUUCCUAUCCAAAAGAAGCCAUUAGAUCAGAAUGCUUGAUAGAUGGCGAGUUGAAGGGAUUUGGUCAAUUGCAUCCACGAAGCCAAGGAGUGCAAACGUUAGGAACUAUAUAUAGCUCAUCCCUUUUCCCUAACCGAGCACCACCUGGAAGGGUUCUUCUCUUGAAUUACAUUGGAGGGGCUACCAAUACUGGGAUUUUAUCAAAGAUGGAGAGUGAGCUUGUUGAAGCAGUUGACCGAGAUUUGAGAAACAUCCUUAUAAAGCCAAAUGCUCAGGAUCCAGUUGUUUUGGGUGUUAGAGUGUGGCCUCAAGCUAUUCCACAGUUCUUAGUUGGACAUCUUGAUCUCCUAGAUGUUGCUAAAGCUUCUUUAAACAAUACUGGGUUUGAGGGACUGUUCCUUGGGGGCAACUAUGUGUCUGGUGUUGCUUUGGGACGGUGUGUUGAGGGAGCUUAUGAGAUAGCAGCUGAAGUAAAUAAUUUUAUCUCACAAAGAGUGUACAAGUAG